AUGGCAGAUGUUCGCGACCUCGAUUCCGUCCGUGCAGCGUUCAGGACCGAGUGGCCUGCAGAUGCGAACAUGGGCAGGGGUAUAACCGUGAUCCACUCCGCCGCUGGUUUGAGCUACUACGAGCGGCACGCGUCGUUUAUCGGCCGGUCGGCGAUGCUCAACGUGGAGGGCACGCGUAACGUCCUGGCUGCGGCGCAAGAAGCAGGCGUAGAUAUCUUUAUAUUCACUUUGUCGGGUACGAUUCCGCUUAAACGAACGAACUUCUGGCUGUUCCCAUGGCAGAAACGUCCGGAAAGUUUGGUGCAGGUACUCAAUGACUCGACGCUUGCAUCGCGGAAGCAUGAAGAAUUCUUUUCAAAUUAUCCGUAUACAAAACUCCUGAGUCCUGGCAGAGAAUCUUUAAUCGGAUGGGGAGGGGACUUGCUCGCGGAGGAAUACCUCAAGAGAGGUGUGAAUCCAUCCUGGGUCCGGCCCAUUAUCCAGUCAAUGACAUACGUAGAAAACGUCUCUUACGCCCACCUACUCUACGAAGCUCGGCUCCUCGAGGCGCAAAAGGCACCUCCGGACGCGCCUGUCCAAAAGCUCGGCGGAGACACCUCUACCUUGCCUUGA
Messenger RNA from Cyclocybe aegerita, 612 nucleotides. Lineage: Eukaryota; Fungi; Basidiomycota; Agaricomycetes; Agaricales; Hemipholiotaceae. The record is from the annotation of a GenBank genome assembly.